AUGUAUAAUAUUUCUAUGCAAAUGUUUUCAAAACAGCGACUUAAUGUUAAUCCUUUAUUCCGGAACAAUUUUGAAUAUUUAACCAGAAACUUGAGUAGAUUUUAUAAAAAAAUACAUACUAUAUUUUUUGAUUCUUAUGAUAAAAAAGCUUCUGAAAGGUUUAUAUUUUGUAAAUAUUUGCCUUAUAAAUCAAGGUAUUAUCCUUUUUUUCCUAAAGAUAUUCAAUGGCAAUAUCGGUAUUUGCAUUGGCAAGCAUCUUCAAAACAUAACCCGUCUAUAAUAUGGUCCUCUAGUAACCAUGACGAAUCUAUAGAAACUAUGAGAGCUCGUCUUCUUUAUCAAAGUCGCAAAAGAGGUAUUUUAGAAACAGAUUUGUUAUUAUCCACAUUUGCAAAAAAAUAUUUGCCAUUAUUCACAAAAGAAGAACUUGAAACAUAUGAUAAGCUUUUAAAAGAAUCUGAUUUAGAUAUUUAUUCAUGGAUUAUUGGAAAAACAGAAGUACCUGAUAGAUGGAAUAAAAACAGUCUUUUCCUUACUCUUAAGUCACAUUCCCAAGAUCAGAGUGUAUCUAUUCGAAGAAUGCCGGAUCUUACUUAA
Pneumocystis carinii B80 is the source of this 597-nucleotide messenger RNA. RefSeq lists its product as hypothetical. The record is from RefSeq and is a predicted model, not a curated record. Gene Ontology annotation, cellular component: mitochondrion. Lineage: Eukaryota; Fungi; Ascomycota; Pneumocystomycetes; Pneumocystales; Pneumocystaceae. The transcript has 3 exons. Gene Ontology annotation, biological process: mitochondrial respiratory chain complex II assembly; protein-FAD linkage; mitochondrial electron transport, succinate to ubiquinone. Bases 1 to 597 code for a protein of 198 amino acids.